This is a messenger RNA of Panicum virgatum (switchgrass), 546 nucleotides long. RefSeq lists its product as uncharacterized. Lineage: Eukaryota; Viridiplantae; Streptophyta; Magnoliopsida; Poales; Poaceae. The record is from RefSeq and is a predicted model, not a curated record. Bases 1 to 546 code for a protein of 181 amino acids. Gene Ontology annotation, molecular function: enzyme inhibitor activity. The transcript has 2 exons.
AUGGCGCUGGGACUGCGAGGUGGAGGAGGCGACGGUAGCGAGGUGAGGCAGGACACGACGAAUCAGGCGGAGAUGAUUUGGUCCGCGGACAAGCACGACGCGCAGACCUGCCGCGUGACGUCGAACCCGAGCCUCUGCCUCGAGCUGCUCCGGUCCAGCAACCGGAGCGACGGCGCCACGACGGUCCGGGAGCUCGCCGUCGUCGCGGUGACGGCCGCCAGGAGGUCGGCGCUCCGCGCCAGGAUGCGCGCGAUGGACCUGAGCCACGGAGCGGCGGGAGGAGGUGGGGCGGUAGCGGUGGCGGCGCGGUGCGUGGCGCUGUACGCGGACUGCCUCCGCGCCGGGGCGGAGGCGCUGGGCAGGGUGUCCACCAUGCGGGUGCACGACGCCCGCGCGGCCGGCGCCGUGAGCGCCCUGCGCAGGUUCCCGCGGAAGUGCGCGGGCCUCUUCCACGCGCGGAGGAUCGCGUCGCCGCUGGAGAAGGUGAGCAGGGAGACGGAGGAGAAGCUGGGCGUCGCGUCGGAGAUCGUUCGCCUGUCGCGCUAG